AUGUUGGUGGAGCGGUGCGCCACCUGCCAGGAACGGUUGGCAAGCCAGGGCCAGGAGCCGCUGAUGGCCGACCCACUACCAACGUACGUCUUCGAGGACGUAUCGGCCGACCUAUUUCAACAUGGAUCCCUCCACGUCCUGGUUUACGCGGAUCGACUCUCGGGAUGGCCAGUGGUGCACCAGUGGAAGCGCGACCCAACAGCUCGGGAGGUGAUGCAGGCCGUUGUCAACAACUUCGUGGAACUCGGCGUCCCAAUGCGCUUCCGCUCUGAUAAUGGCCCGCAAUUCGACGCCGGAAUUUUCCAGGCGGCCCUUCAACGCUGGGGGGUAGCGUGGGGUAGUUCCACCCCGCACUAUCCCCAAAGCAACGGUCACGCCGAAGCUGCAGUGAAAGCGGUGAAGGAGUUGGUGCUGAAGCUGGCCCCGUCGGGAGAUCUGUCAUCGGAAGAGUUUCUCGCGGGAUUGCUGGAAUUCCGGAACACUCCGCACGUGACGGGGCUAUCGCCGGCUCAAAUCGUCUUCGGACAUCAGCUCCGUUCUAUUGUGCCAGCCCACCGCUCGUCCUAUGCCAGCCAAUGGAAAGAGGCUAUGGCAGCGCGAGAACGACAGGCUGAAGCGAACGCAGCCACAAAAUUCCGCUUCGAUUUACGAGCUCGUCCGCUUUGUCCUCUCCCUGUCGGAGCCCCGGUGCGCGUUCAAGACACCAAGACAAAAUUAUGGAGCCAAGUCGGGGUGAUCGUCGCGGUCGGCCGGUAUCGAUCAUACCGUGUGAAGUUUGCUAGCGGUAGCGUGCUCUGGCGCAACAGACGUUUUCUCCGCCCCAUGGUCCCCUCAGCGGUCGAAGAAGAAGACGGUGCAGCACCUGAGUCGAGCGAUCCACCAGCGGCGGUGACAACGGAACCUCCAGGCGCCAGACAGCAGCCGGCAGCGGAUGCCCCAUCAGCCCUGCGCAGGAGCGCUCGAACGCGCAAGCCCCGUGUUCACUUCUCUAAUUAA
Daphnia magna is the source of this 996-nucleotide messenger RNA. RefSeq lists its product as uncharacterized. Lineage: Eukaryota; Metazoa; Arthropoda; Branchiopoda; Diplostraca; Daphniidae. The record is from RefSeq and is a predicted model, not a curated record. Bases 1 to 996 code for a protein of 331 amino acids. Gene Ontology annotation, biological process: DNA integration. Gene Ontology annotation, molecular function: nucleic acid binding. The transcript has a single exon.